This is a messenger RNA of Guillardia theta CCMP2712, 1770 nucleotides long. RefSeq lists its product as hypothetical. The record is from RefSeq and is a predicted model, not a curated record. Bases 1043 to 1666 code for a protein of 207 amino acids. Gene Ontology annotation, molecular function: DNA binding; general transcription initiation factor activity. Gene Ontology annotation, biological process: DNA-templated transcription initiation. The transcript has 7 exons. NCBI's taxonomy places the organism in Eukaryota, Cryptophyceae, Pyrenomonadales, Geminigeraceae.
AGCAGCAGGUCGCGGAACGGAAGUUAGGCAUUCAAGCCGCCCAGCCCUCCACUGCUAUGGUGCGUAAGCUCCAGGUAUGUCCCUCCUUGCACCAUUCGUUUACGUCGCAGGUUCCCAGCACUCCUCUAGCAACCUGGCGUCCUUCCACAAGCCUAUUCUCCCCAUAUCUUUUCCAGACACGUCGACGACGCUCUAAGAUUCAGAGCAGAGCGAGAAGUAGCGCAGAGACAUAACAUCAGCAUGGAGAUGCAGCAGAAAGCUGGCAGAAGGAAGACAGACCUCUUGUGUCUCUCACAGACAGCUGUGCUUAUCGGAUCUCACAUCACCUGUGCUGCAAACCUCCUCCUCCCUGCACUCAUGCAGUAGUGUGACGAGUAGGGAUGGAGGUUGGUAGCCUGCAGGCAGCCUGUGAGAAGCAGAAGGACGGGCAGCAAAGGAUGAUCAACACGAUGAAGUGAGGGCAGGAGCGAUCGUCUCUCGUAGGUCUAGACCGCGAGAGAUCGACUGAGAAAAUGCGAGGCCGUUGAGAUGACUUGACGUGACCUGUUGCUCCGAUCCUUUAUGUCCAAUGAGCCCUUGAAAGUCCACAGCGUCGAGGGAUAGAGAGCAGGCCUGUCUGGGUCGUUUGUGCUUGUCCCAAAGCUUUUUGGUCGUUGAGGAAAAGAGAAGAUCGUUCUCUGCUUUUCUCGUAGCCUGUUCUGCUGUUGCUGCUGCUCGAUGCGAUGAGCUCAGCAAGGAUCUGUUUUCAUACCCUGAGAUGCAUCAAGGCAGCCGCACAGGUAUCUCCAUCUCUGUCUCUAGCAUCGGCUUCAGCAGCUCUCAAGAAGCAGCACAAGCCUACUGAAUAUCUAUUCACUCGUCUGCUCAUCUACACUUAUCUCCUACUCAUCUACUCCUCUAUUCUUCUACGCGUCCACUCGUCUACACUAAUUUUCAACUCGUCUACGCGUCUACUCGUCUACACUAAUCUUCAACUCGUCUACUCGUCUACUCGUCUACACUAAUCUUCUACUCGUCUACUCUCCUCUCUAUCGCGAUCAGCAUGGCAUCCGGACUCUCCAGCGUGGUCAAGAUCGAGUCGGAGGAAGCGAGCUUCUCGCCCCACAUCCGCAUUCACAACGUAGUCGCGCUCGCCAGGAUCAAGGGCCCUCUCCGCCUCGACACGCGGCUGCUGGCUCGCAAGCUGAAGAACGUUCAGUACAGGGGAGACCUCAAGAACUGCUUCGCCGUCACUUUCUGGUUCAAGGACUGCUCUGCCUCCGCCACCGUCUUCGACACCGGAAGCAUCCGGCUGGCAGGAGCCAAGUCCGAGUCGGCGGCCUUGACCCUGAUGAGGAGGGUGGUGAGGAGGAUCGCGAGGAUCAUCGAGGAGGUGCGAGGCUUCGACAAGUUCAGGCUCGUCAACACGAUCGGGGGCUUCGAGACGAGGGGCUUCAUCGACAGAGAGAGGUCCUACCUCAGCCUCGCCCGCAAGCACCCGGCUACCUACGAGCCCGAGCUGGCAACGGGCAUCAAGGUCAAGCUCGAGUGGCUCAAGGUGACUGUGCGCAUUCAGCGGCAGAGUGUGCAGAUCUUCGGGGCGAAGAGACUCGGCGACCUGUCGCUCGCCAUGCAGACCGUGAUGCCGCUGCUGGUGUACGUACAGGAGGGAGGCAGCUACCGCUGACGGCCCGGGGAGCGGGAAGUCCAAGGCAGGAGGGAUGUGGUUUUUGGGUGAAUCCUAGGGAUCAAGUAUUAUUGACGAGUGUGAUUAAAUGAAUGUUUGUCUUU